GUGAUAUGAUUGUUUUGGUUGAAACAGAAAAGUUUGCUGAUUUUUUUCAGCCGGCGCACGCUGCAUUUCAUUCAAUCAAAUACUAUUUUGAGGGACUUUACCGAUAUUACAGCUUAAAAAUUCGCGAUAAUGAAGACUUCCAAAGUCUUCGUGAAGAAGACUAAAAGAGGAGCAAUCCUGAAGAUCGUGAGAGAGCACUAUCUGAGGACAGACUUGACAUGCGGAUCGUAUUUCUGUAAGAAAUGCUUUCACGCUCCCAAAGAUUUGAUCCUUGACGAAGUUCCUGAAAUUCUAAGCUCCACCUACAACUAUCAUCAUUAUCUUGUGUUAGACACCAACAUCAUUUUAGACCAGAUCGAUAUUUUGGAGUCGAGAGUUCUCUCAAACAUCAUCCUUCUGCAAACCGUCCUGGAGGAAGUCAGAAACCGGAGCUCCACAAUUUACAAAAGGCUCCUGGACUUGACUGGAGAAACCAAAAAUUUCUACACAUUUGUCAAUGAGCAUCACAAAGACACACAUGUUGAGAGCAGAGACCUCGAGUCCAAAAAUGACCGAAACGACAGAGCCAUUCGACGAGCAGUCGAGUGGUACAACGAGCACCUCACCACACAGGGUGGUGUCUGUGUGAAGGUGAUCUUGCUGACGGAUGACAACAAAAAUAGAGAAUUAGCUCUAAAAGAAGGCCUUGUUGCCUUGACAAUGAGGGAAUAUGUGUCCUCCCUUGAGAAACACCAAAAUUUGAUGGACAAACUGAGCCACAAAAGCUACGACAUUGACGCUGGGGGAAAAGCAAAAACUCCUCUCUUCCCUGCCCACUUGUCAGCAGAGCAGGUUCACAUGGGCAUCAAGACUGGGAAAUUGUUACAAGGCGUCUUUUACGCUUCCAGAGACAAUUUCCUCGAAGGCACAGUCAACGUCGAUGGGAUGGAAAAAUCGGUGUUAGUUCAGGGUCACGAGGGAUUGAACAGGGCUGUUGACGGAGAUCUGGUUGCCCUUGAAAUGUUAUCCGAGAGCAACUGGUCGGCACCCUCUGAUGUAGUUUUGCAGGAUGAGGGCGGAGAUCCAGGAGACGUAAAUCCUGAGGAGGAGCAAAUUUUGGAAUCUGCAACUAAGAGCAAGGAGAAAAUUCCAACAGGUAAAGUGGUGGCAAUCAUCAGACGCAAUUGGCGACAGUAUUGCGGCAUCCUCCAAUUGGGAAACUAUCAAGGGGCCGUCAAUCAAAUUUUUGUGCCAGCUGAGAGGAAAAUUCCCAAAAUUAGAUUUGAGACACGUCAGGCUGAUGUUCUUGCAAGUCAGCGCAUUAUUGUGGCCAUCGACUCAUGGUCUCGGUAUUCUAGGUAUCCAAAGGGUCACUUUGUCCGAGCAUUGGGAGAAAUCGGUGACAAAGACACUGAGAAUGAAGUGCUUCUUCUUGAACACGACGUCCCACACACCAAAUUCUCGGAUGCUGUUCUUGCUUGUCUUCCUCAAAUGCCUUGGAAAAUCACAGAAGAGGAUUUAGCCAACCGAGUUGAUUUGAGAAAUGUUUGCAUCUGCAGUGUGGAUCCGCCUGGUUGUACUGAUAUCGACGAUGCAUUGCACUGCUUCCAAUUGCCAAAUGGAAACUAUGAGGUUGGCGUCCACAUUGCUGAUGUGAGUCACUUCAUCAGACCUGGAACCGAGCUUGACAAAGAAGCUUCAAGAAGGGCAACAACUGUUUAUUUGAUUGACAAGAGACUGGACAUGGUUCCAGAACUUCUUAGCUCUAAUUUGUGCUCGUUGCGUGGUCAGGAAGAAAGAUUUGCAUUUUCUUGCAUUUGGGAAUUAUCACCUGACGCCCAGAUUUUGAACACCAGAUACCACAAGAGCGUUAUUUGCUCCAAAAGAGCAAUGACUUAUGAAGAAGCUCAGUUGAUCAUUGACGACUCGAGUCAGCAGGACGAUCUUGCAAAGGGUUUGAGAGGCCUCAACAAUUUGGCUAAAAAACUGAAAAAGCAGCGCACAGAUAAUGGAGCGCUGGUUCUGGCAUCUCCAGAAGUCCGAUUCCACGUCGACAGUGAGACCCAUGAACCUUUAGAGGUUGUAGUAAAAAAGAUGAGAGAGACAAACUCGAUGGUCGAGGAGUUCAUGUUGCUGGCCAACAUUUCCGUCGCCACCAGAAUCCUAGCUGAAUUUCCAGAAUGUGCCAUUCUCAGGCGGCAUCCCAUACCACCAAUCAGCAAUUUUGAGGCACUGAUGCGGUCAGUUAGAUCCCAGGGUUUUGAGCUGGAUGUUUCGACUGGGAAGACAUUUUCAGAGAGUUUGGACAAGGCGGUGAAGCCAAAUAACCCAUUUUUCAACAACAUUGUCCGUAUCUUGGCAACUAGGUGCAUGUUGCAGGCUGUCUACUUUUGCAGUGGAAUGAUUCAGCCUGACGAAUACAAGCAUUAUGGAUUGGCUGUGCCCAUCUACACUCAUUUCACUUCUCCCAUUAGGAGAUAUGCUGACAUCAUGGUGCAUCGACUUCUUGCAGUGUGCAUUGGUGCCGACCACAUGAGCCCCGAGAUGCUGGACAAAAAUUUCAGCAACCAAGUGUGCAAAAAUUUGAACUACAGGAACAGAAUGGCACAAUAUGCUGGUCGAGCCUCUGUUGCCCUUCACACACAUAUUUUCUUCCGAAACAAAAUCCAAGAUGAGCAAGGAUACAUUUUGUAUGUCAGAAAAAACGCUCUAUUGAUUCUGAUACCUAAGUAUGGCCUCGAGGGAACUGUUUAUGUUGCUCCAAAGAAAGGAGAAACAAUGCUUGUCAACUUUAUGUACGAUGAAGAGGAACAAUCACAAACAUGUGGAAAUGUGGUGUUCAGGCCUUUUGACCCAGUCAAAGUUCAGCUGAGCUUGGACCAGACAGACAGGCAGCGAGAGAAACUAGUAUUCAAGCUUGUCGAACCAGUCAUAACUGGGUUCAGUGUUCCAUCAGUUGGAUCAGAGGCUCAAGAGGAGCCAAUGGAGGUGGAAAUUGUAGAUGAGAAACCAAAAGGAGCAACGUCUACUGUUCCUCCAUCAAAACGCUCGCGGCGGAGCAAACGAUGAUUUAAAAAAAUAAGCUGUCAGGACCCAUUCAAUAUUCUGGCAUUUUUAUUUCAAAAUGUGCUUUUACAAACAAGAUAAAUACUGUUCUUACAUUUUUAGAAAAACAAAAUAAAUUUUCACCCUUUCAUAAUAAACAAAUAA
This is a messenger RNA of Neocloeon triangulifer, 3189 nucleotides long. RefSeq names its product exosome complex exonuclease RRP44 (gene Dis3). The record is from RefSeq and is a predicted model, not a curated record. Gene Ontology annotation, biological process: rRNA catabolic process. Gene Ontology annotation, molecular function: endonuclease activity; 3'-5'-RNA exonuclease activity; RNA binding. Lineage: Eukaryota; Metazoa; Arthropoda; Insecta; Ephemeroptera; Baetidae. The coding region runs from base 130 to 3048 and encodes 972 amino acids. Gene Ontology annotation, cellular component: nuclear exosome (RNase complex); cytoplasmic exosome (RNase complex). The transcript has 18 exons.